Molecule: messenger RNA, 1011 nt
Organism: Acanthoscelides obtectus
Lineage: Eukaryota; Metazoa; Arthropoda; Insecta; Coleoptera; Chrysomelidae
Source: the annotation of a GenBank genome assembly
GUGCAAAUGAAACAUUCAAGUUUCCUAUUGUUUCAAAAUACUUCUAGAUAAUUCUCCUGUCGAUAUGCAUUCCAUCAAACCGCAUUCAUUACAAUCACUGUGCGCUAUCUCACGAUACAGACAAUAAACGAAUAAACUGUAAUAUUUCAAAUGUCCAUUUUAACAAUAACAAGAAGCUCGUUAUCAGUGGUAGUUACAAAUAGACAACACGGCAGUUUGUGCCGAUUACAACAACCGCAUUGUUAAUUUUGAUUAGAUACAAACGCUUCUGGCCAUGUUGGAAACACUGAAGAAGGCAAAGUCAUUCAUAGGCAUUACAAAAACCAAAGAGGAAUUGGACCUGUCGGAGACCUCUCAUCUUAGAAGGAACUCGCCGAUCAACAGUACUAUGCCAAUACCGAUAAAACAUUCGACCAGAUCUGAUCUAAGUAAAACCCAAGAAAACCUGAGAACUUUGAGCAUGCAAUUGGGCACUUCGAAGAGGCUGAGCAACAAGCACACAUCAAAAGACACUUUAUUACGUGAAUUUUCAAGACUCAAUAUUACAGAAAAAACAUCAGAUACAAGACUGUCUACAGAAAGAAGGUCAUGUGUGAGGAACAAUAGCUUCAGUGCUUCUCAACACUUUGUCAUGAAAAUGGAUAGACAGUCUAGUAAUUGUAGUAGGUGUAACUCAUUUAGUGUCAAACCAAAACCUGUAGAAGUAGUAAAGACUGUACCAAACAGAAAUAAUAAUGUAGCAAAAUAAUGUUAGUAUAUGGAGGGUUUAAAAUAUUUAAAAUUCUAUAAAAUUAGGUUAAGCAUCAAUAAACACCCUUUCACUGUAAUAUAAUUUACAUUUUACAAAUCUGAAUUAACAGUUACAGUUGGAAGCAGAGAUCCAAAACUGCAUACACAGCUAUCCAAGAAAAUGUCAAAAAAUAAAAAAAAUCAGUUUGUGAUACAAAAUCCACGCCAAAAAUCGUACAUAGGUUUAUGAAAUUGACCCAUUGGCAAAAAUAAGAUGUGCGG